Manihot esculenta (cassava) is the source of this 3182-nucleotide messenger RNA. Its product is annotated as protein argonaute 4. The transcript is spliced from 21 exons. Gene Ontology annotation, molecular function: protein binding; RNA binding. Gene Ontology annotation, cellular component: cytoplasm. Gene Ontology annotation, biological process: regulatory ncRNA-mediated post-transcriptional gene silencing. The record is from RefSeq and is a predicted model, not a curated record. NCBI's taxonomy places the organism in Eukaryota, Viridiplantae, Streptophyta, Magnoliopsida, Malpighiales, Euphorbiaceae. Bases 177 to 2903 code for a protein of 908 amino acids.
UCUCAUACUACCGUAAGCAGAUUCAGUGAGCAGAAGAAAUCUAUUCACAAGCCUCUCAGAGAGUUAGAUUAGAGAGAGAAAGAUUCCGGUCAAGCUGGUUCUCGCCGGCGACGACGACCUCUCCGCCACUGCUGCCGCCACCGCUGACUUAUUUCUACUCUGAAUUCUAAGAAGUGAUGGACUCGUUUGAGCCAGAUAAAAAUGGUUCGCAUCAGGACUUGCCUCCUCCUCCACCGCUUGUUCCGCCGGAUGUUGUUCCUCUCAGGGUAGAGCCUGAGCCGGUGAAGAAGAAGGCUGUUAGGGUUCCGAUAGCUAGGCGUGGUCUUGGAUCGAAAGGGCAGAAGAUUCCACUUGUUACUAACCACUUCAAAGUGAAUGUGACUAAUGUUGAGGGCUAUUUCUUCCAUUACAGUGUUGCUCUCUUUUAUGAAGAUGGUCGUCCUGUUGAUGGAAAAGGCAUUGGAAGGAAGGUUAUUGAUCGAGUGCAGGAAACUUACGAUUCUGAGUUAGAUGGAAAGCAAUUUGCAUAUGAUGGGGAGAAGAGCUUAUUCACUGUUGGUUCUCUUCCGCGCAACAAGCUCGAGUUUACUGUGGUUCUUGAGGACAUCUCGUCUAACAGAAGCAACGGAAAUGCAAGCCCCGAAGACCAUGGCAGUCCAAAUCAGAGUGAUCGAAAGAGGUUACGACGACCAUAUCAGUCUAAAACAUUCAAAGUAGAGAUCAGUUUUGCUGCUAAAAUACCCAUGCAAGCUAUUGCAAAUGCACUUCGGGGACAGGAGUCGGAGAACUCUCAAGAAGCGAUUAGGGUACUGGAUAUUAUAUUGCGUCAGCAUGCAGCUAAACAGGGCUGCCUCCUUGUUCGCCAGAACUUUUUUCAUAAUGAUCCAAGGAAUUUCGCAGAUGUUGGGGGUGGUGUUCUCGGCUGUAGAGGGUUUCAUUCAAGUUUUAGAACCACUCAGGGCGGCUUGUCUCUGAAUAUUGAUGUAUCUACAACCAUGAUAAUUCAGCCUGGUCCUGUUGUGGACUUUCUAAUUGCCAACCAAAAUGCGAGAGACCCCUUUCAACUUGACUGGGCAAAGGCAAAACGAACUUUAAAAAAUCUGAGGAUCAAGGCUAGGCCGUCCAAUCAAGAGUACAGGAUAACUGGUCUGAGUGAGAAACCUUGCAGCGAGCAAACCUUUCAACUAAAGCAAAAAAGUGGGGAUGGCGAACCUCUUGAGUUAACUGUUUACGAAUAUUUUGUUAAUCACCGCCGUAUAGAAUUGAGGUAUUCUGCGGAUUUGCCAUGCAUCAACGUUGGCAAGCCAAAGCGUCCUACUUAUAUUCCAAUUGAACUUUGUGAUUUGGUUUCCCUGCAACGUUAUACAAAAGCACUUAAUACGCACCAAAGAGCUUCUUUGGUGGAGAGAUCAAGACAAAAACCACAAGAAAGGAUGAGUACAUUAUCAAAUGCUCUGAAAAAUAGCAAAUAUGAUGCUGAACCUCUGCUAAGAUCAUGUGGGAUUUCUAUAAGUAAUAGUUUUGCCCAAGUUGAUGGGCGUGUUUUGCCAGCACCAAGGCUAAAAGUGGGCAAUGGUGAGGAUUUCUUUCCCCGAAAUGGGCGCUGGAACCUUAAUAAUAAGAGACUUGUGGAACCAUGUAAGAUAGAGAGAUGGGCUGUUGUGAACUUUUCAGCACGUUGUGAUGUUCGUAACCUGGUACGAGAUCUGACAAGAUGCGCGGAGAUGAAAGGAAUUUCCGUAGAGCCUCCUUUCGAUGUAUUUGAGGAGAGCCCCCAGCUUAGACGAGCCCCACCUACAGUAAGAGUGGAGAAAAUGUUUGAGGAGAUUCAGUCUAAGCUCCCUGGUGCACCGAAGUUUCUUUUGUGCUUACUCCCAGAGAGGAAAAACUCUGACAUAUAUGGUCCUUGGAAGAAGAAAAAUCUUUCUGAGUUUGGAAUUUUCAAUCAGUGCUUGGCUCCGCAGAGGGUCAAUGACCAGUAUCUUACAAAUCUUCUCUUGAAGAUCAAUGCAAAGCUUGGCGGGUUAAAUACUUUGUUAGCAGUGGAGCAAACACCUUCUAUCCCUUUGGUUUCUAAGGUUCCUACAAUUAUCCUUGGGAUGGAUGUGUCACAUGGCUCUCCUGGGCAUUCUGAUGUCCCAUCGAUUGCUGCGGUGGUCAGUUCCAGGCAGUGGCCAUUGAUUUCUCGUUACAGGGCAUCUGUCCGUACACAGUCUCCAAAGGUUGAAAUGAUCGACUCUCUGUUUAAAAGGGUAUCUGAGACCGAUGAUGAAGGAAUGAUUAGGGAGCUUCUGUUGGACUUCUAUACUAGUUCAGGGAAAAGAAAACCUGAUCAGAUCAUCAUAUUCAGGGAUGGUGUCAGUGAAUCUCAAUUCAAUCAAGUAUUAAAUAUUGAACUGGAUCAGAUAAUUGAGGCAUGCAAGUUUCUUGAUGAGAAAUGGAACCCCAAGUUUGUUGUCAUUGUUGCCCAGAAAAAUCACCAUACAAAAUUCUUCCAGCCAGGAGCUCCUGAAAAUGUUCCACCUGGUACUGUCAUAGACAACAAAGUCUGUCAUCCUAGGAACUAUGAUUUCUAUCUCUGUGCACAUGCAGGAAUGAUUGGAACUACAAGGCCCACACAUUACCAUGUUUUAUUAGAUGAGGUUGGGUUUUCAGCAGAUGAUCUUCAGGAACUAGUGCAUUCUCUAUCAUAUGUGUAUCAAAGAAGCACAACUGCCAUAUCUGUAGUUGCGCCAAUAUGCUACGCACACCUGGCUGCAACCCAGAUGGGAACAUUCAUGAAGUUUGAAGACACUUCUGAGACAUCCUCGAGCCAUGGUGGUGUAACCUCUGCUGGAGCUGUUCCUGUGCCUCAGCUGCCAAGAUUGCAAGAGAAAGUAUGCAAUUCUAUGUUCUUUUGUUGAGGCAUUUGAGCCGGUAUCUUCUUGCCCUAGUAAAUAUGAAGAUGCGUUGUGUACAUGGUUUUGGGGGGGGGGGGGGGGGGUUUGAUGCUCCUUUCUCGAUGAGGAGCUGAACCUCUAGGGCCAGUUAAUAUUUAUAGUUUGUCGGACAGAACUAGCCUGCACUAGGCUUUUUUAUUUUGUUGACUUUGACUGCGUCGUGGUUCACCUUUUGGCGCUGCUUGUAAGUAAGGGUUAACAAGAAGACUUGUUUAUAAGUAGGACAUGGUUUGCUUUCAGUUC